Messenger RNA from Monoraphidium neglectum, 233 nucleotides. RefSeq lists its product as hypothetical. Lineage: Eukaryota; Viridiplantae; Chlorophyta; Chlorophyceae; Sphaeropleales; Selenastraceae. The record is from RefSeq and is a predicted model, not a curated record. The transcript has a single exon. The annotation marks the transcript as partial.
UUUGCAGCGCGCUGCUCGUCGGCUCGUGGGCAAGCGUCGCUUCUGCCGGGGCGACGCCCUCCCUGCGGCUCCAGGGCGUCGCUGACAUCCGCGCGCUGCGCGGCGGCAUUGCCAUGGAGAGCCCCGCGCCCGUCGGCCCCGUAUUCAAGAGUACGAGGCGGUCGGAGACAUGGGAGGAGCGAGCCUUUAAAGCGACGGCCGCGGGUGGCGGGUUGCGCCUGCACCGCGGUUGA